GUCGUGGAGUCGAACCCGGAUCCAGCAGUGACGCUACUUCGCUACCUGAGGACUAAGUUACGUCUGACGGGCAGCAAACUAGGAUGUGGCGAGGGCGGAUGUGGGGCAUGUACUGUCAUGGUGUCCCGAUACAACAGUCACACCGACACUAUAUCCCACUACUCAGUGAAUGCGUGCCUGGCUCCCGUCUGUUCUCUCCAUGGCCUGGCUGUCACUACAGUAGAGGGUAUAGGCAGCACCAAGACCAGGCUACACCCAGUACAGGAACGCCUAGCUAAAGCCCAUGGCUCUCAAUGUGGGUUCUGCACACCAGGCAUCGUCAUGUCCAUGUACACUCUGCUCAGAAACAACCCACAACCCACACAACAACAGAUGGAAGAAAACUUCAGUGGUAACCUUUGUCGCUGUACCGGCUACAGACCCAUACUCCAGGGGAUGUCAUCAUUUGCAAAGGUAGCUCUUCAGGGCGCUUGCAGUAUGGGAAACCAGUGUUGCCGUGUAAGCACCCCAGAUUCAUCAAGUGGAGCCACCAAAGGGCAAGUCGACUGUGGUUCCAAUGAUGUCUCAAACAGUGGGUCUGAUAGUGCCAUAAAGUAUGACCCCUCACAGGAGCCGAUCUUUCCCCCGGAACUAAAGACCAAGUAUCAGAUGUACGACACUUCACUGAGGUUCUCUUCUGAAGACGUCACAUGGUAUCGCCCUGUUACUCUCGAUGAACUAUUUGACUUGAAGAACAACUUUCCCACUGCUAAGAUAGUGGUAGGCAACACCGAAAUAGGAAUAGAAACCAGGGUUAAAAACAUGGAUUACCCCAUAGUGAUAGCUGCCACUCACAUUCCAAAGUUACAUCAAGUUGAGAUUUCAACCAAUGGCAUCACGUUUGGAUCAUCAGUUUCCCUAGCAACCAUGGACGAGGUGCUGAGGAAAGCCGUUACGGAUAUGCCAGAAUACAAGACAAGAAGCUUCAGAGCCUUUACAGAGAUGCUGCAGUGGUUUGGUGGUCAUCAGAUUAGAAAUGUGGCGAGCAUCGGUGGAAACAUCACAACAGCCAGUCCCAUAUCUGACCUGAAUCCCUUGCUUGUCGCAGCCAGAGCAACCCUCAUUGUUGGAAGGAAAAACAGCAACGCACGAGAGGUCGUCAUGGAUGGAGACUUCUUCAAGGGCUACCGGAAGACUGCAAUCCAAGAGGGAGAUGUUCUGCUAUCUGUAACGAUACCAUACACCCGUGAGAACGAGUAUUUCAGAGGCUUCAAGCAAUCUCAUCGGAAGGAGGACGACAUCUCCAUUGUGAACUCCGGAAUGGCGGUGAGAUUCCUGGAAGGAACUGGCGUCGUGGAAGACCUUCUGUUAGUGUAUGGUGGCAUGGCAGCAACGACAGUGUUGGCGUCCAACACCAGGGAAGGACUCCGACAACGGGAAUGGAACGAGCAACUGUUUGAAAGGGCUUGUGAGUUACUGGCGAGUGAUCUCCCCUUGGAACCUGGGUCACCAGGUGGCAUGGUAGAAUACCGCCGUACACUCACAACCAGCUUCUUCUUCAAGUUCUUUGUUGAUGUCAGAGAAAAGCUGCACAGGUGCAAGGAUAGUGCGCGGGAUGGCACAGAAGUUCUCGCGAAGGAUGUAACACAGGAUAUUACACGGGGUGUUAGUGAGGGAGUGCAGCUGUACCAGGAUGUAGCAGCUGAACAGGACCCGGAUGACGCAGUUGGUAGACCACUGGUACACACUUCCGCUCUACAGCAGGCGACAGGCGAGGCCAUAUAUGUGGAUGACCUGCCAAAGGUUGAAGGAGAGCUGUAUGCUGCGUUGGUCGUGAGUACAAAAGCACAUGCCAAAAUAGUGUCUAUAGAUCCUACAGAGGCACUACGCAUGCUUGGGAUCAUCGACUACGUCAGCGUAAAGGAUGUCCCCGGCGCUACAACGUGGGGUGUGGUCGUACCCGAUGAAGAAGAAAUAUUUGCAUCUGAAAAGGUGAUAUUUGAAGGCCAGGUGAUCGCAUGCGUAGUAGGAGAGUCUCAGCAGGCAGCGCGGAGGGCAGCCAAGAAGGUCAAGGUCGACUACGAGGAACUUAAACCAAUAAUUACAAUCAAGGAAGCAAUUGAAGCCAGUUCCUUCUACGGGUCUGAGGUAACCAUGGCAAAUGGUGACCUGGAACAAGGUUUCGGAGAAUCCGACCACGUUAUCGAAGGAGAGGUCCAUAUUGGUCCCCAGGAACAUUUCUACCUGGAGACUCAGGCGGUUGCAGCCAGACCCACCAAUGAGGAUGGUGGGAUGGAGAUCAUCUCUAACUCGCAGUUUCCAUCAGGGACACAGCACAAAGUUGCAGCAGCACUGAAUGUCCCAGCAAACCGAGUGGUGUCCAGAGUGAAGCGAUUAGGAGGUGCAUUCGGAGGCAAGGAGGUUUCUACGACUCACAUAAUUCUCCCCGUAGCUGUAGCAGCAGCAAAAUUGAACCGGCCGGUCCGGUGCAUGUUAGACCGAGACGACGACAUGGUGAUGACAGGGACAAGACAUACCUAUCUGGCCAAGUACAAGGUUGGAUUCACGAGGACUGGACUGGUCAAGGCGCUCGAGGUCAAUCUCUUCUCAAAUGCCGGAUGCACUGAGGAGAAUUCACAUUCAGUGAUGGCCCGUUCUCUCCGCUCCAGCGACAACGCUUACAACAUCCCCAGCAUCAAGGUGACAGGGUAUGUGUGUAAAACUAACAUUGCCUCGGCAACAGCAUUCCGGGGUUUCGGUGCACCUCAGGCGAUGCUGGUGACGGAGACGUGGAUGGAUGCUGUAGCUGACGUCGUAGGGAGAUCACCUGUUGAUGUACGUGAAAUGAAUCUGUACAAGGAAGGUCAGUUGACCUACUAUGGAAUGGAGGUCAAGAACGUCAAUGUCCGGCGCAUGUGGGAACAAUGUCUUCGUCAGUCAGAAUACGUCGUUAGACGACAGUACGUGGACGACUUUAACAGCAAACAUCGUUGGAAGAAGAGAGGACUGGCGCUCAUACCUACCCAGUACGGAAUUUCGUUUGGAGCUCCCUUGGACUUUCUGAACCAGGCAUGUGCGCUGGUAACGGUCUACAUGGAUGGCUCGGUGAUGCUUGCCCACUGUGGAACUGAGAUGGGGCAAGGGCUGCACACUAAGAUGAAGCAGGUGGCCAGUCGCUCCCUUGGAGUCCCUGCACAGGACAUUUACACCCAGGACGUGUGUACUGAUAAAAUCCACUUCACAAGUGGCACCGCCGCCAGCACUGGGUCUGAUCUCAAUGGGGGCGCUGUUCAGAACGCCUGUGAGAUCCUCUCUGAGAGACUGCAGCCAUAUAGGGACGCCAACCCUAAAGGAACGUUCAAAGAUUGGGUAACAGCCGCCUACUACGACCGGAUACAUUUGUCGGCAACGGGAUUUUACAGAACAGAUAAGGCGGGAUUCGACCACACCACAGGGAGGGGCAGCUUCUACAAUUACUUCACAACUGGAGUGGCGUGUUCUGAAGUGGAGAUCGACUGUCUCACCGGCGACCAUCAGGUAUUACAGACUGACAUUGUGAUGGAUGUUGGCAAGAGUCUCAAUCCUGCAAUUGAUAUUGGUCAAAUAGAAGGAGCGUUUAUGCAGGGAUACGGGCUGUUCUGUUUAGAACAGCACAAGACCACGCCAUCUGGAAGUAUCUUGACACGGGGACCAGGGACCUACAAAAUCCCCAGUUUCAGGAACAUUCCGAUAAAAUUCAACGUCAGUCUAUUCAAGGAAAGCUGCAACCCAAAGGCUGUGUACUCGUCUAAGGCUAUCGGUGAACCGCCUCUGUUCCUGGCGUCGUCGGUGUUUUUCGCCGUUAAGGACGCCAUCAAGUCGGCGCGAGAGGACGCUGGGGAGCGCCGUGAGUUCCGUCUUGACAGUCCAGCCACGCCCGAGAGGAUCCGCAUGGCGUGUCGGGAUCAGUUUACCAAACAGUUUCCGCCUGUCGAGGAGGGCACGUUCAGACCGUGGUAUGUGGAGCUUUGAAGAGCCAGGAACAUCGGACCUCCAACAAGAAUUACAUUUGAAACAAAGUCUGAUGAAUCUUAACUGAAGACUGGUCAUGUGCGCUCAUAAUAGAAACCUCCAGUAGUCUGAAAAUUGAACAGAAUCUCUCUGACAGUACUAGUUUUCAACGAAAGUUCACCUUCCAAUUGUUUUCAACUAAAGUUUAACCUCCAAUAGUUUUCACACCAUCAUCAACACCUUCAGGGUGUAUUUUACUACAUAGAAACAAAUUCUCAUGACUUCUUUUGACAGCUAAAGAAAAUAAGAAACGACCCUCAAAUAUAUAUACUCAUGCCAAUAAUGGUUGUCACCCCCUUCAAUUUUAUUGGAGAGGGGUUGGGGGUUGGGAGGGGGGUGACAACCAUUUUUGGCAUGAGUAUAUAUGCAUGUCGGAUGGAUAAUAGUGUACCGCGAUUUAAGUUGCGUAUGAUCCUCAAAGUCAAGGUUAUGUUUGCACGUUCGUUCUCGGCCUAAAGGCAUCAAACCAGACCCUCGUGCAAAAGCAAUCUCGACAUUUAGGAUCAUACCCUACACUUCUAUCUCUAUAACCUGUAUCGGUCCGGCGUGGUAAUUCUUAACUUAUACAGAGACACGUAGAUGUACGUGAUUCUGUACAUAGAAGACCUUAAUAAGAACCUACAUAGAACAUAUUGGCUUGGAUAUUGCUUGUACAUUAGUCAUGCGCAUUAUUGCUUGUACAUUAUUCAUGCGCAUACAUGACAUAUUCAGACAAGAACAAACAAAGGUGGACUGUAAAGAUUGCUAUGUCACAAAAAAAUACUUACGUCAAUUAUGCACGACGAUAACGCACAAGUACGCAACGUACACAUAAGACGUAACACUUAAUCCACGACCUGUAAUCCAACACAUCAUAGCCUGGGACCCGAACCACACAACGUUCGUAGCGCUACGACAUUCGUAAGCCUAUGAUAAACUGUAGAGUUACGACAGGUCGUAAGGUUACGAAGGCUUUGUGGAUCUGUACCCUGAACACUAGCACAAAGAAGGUUCGGAUGUAAUGAAAAUAAACUUUCCCCAAAUAAA
Messenger RNA from Haliotis rubra (blacklip abalone), 5055 nucleotides. Its product is annotated as xanthine dehydrogenase/oxidase-like. The annotation marks the transcript as partial. The record is from RefSeq and is a predicted model, not a curated record. The transcript is spliced from 34 exons. Gene Ontology annotation, molecular function: xanthine dehydrogenase activity; molybdopterin cofactor binding; iron ion binding. Lineage: Eukaryota; Metazoa; Mollusca; Gastropoda; Lepetellida; Haliotidae.